AUGGUUGAUGUAUUUGUCAACGAUGGAUGGUGGUUUGGGUUUAUCAAUGGUAAAACUGGAGAAGAGUACAAUGUCUACUUCCCAACAACUGCGGAUAACAUUACCUAUUCUUAUGAUGUGUUGAGAUUUCAUCAAGAAUUGUCGAACAAAGAAAAUAAGGAGAACAAAGCUGCAAAAUUAAGAGCUCUGAUGAGGAUGACGUUAUUGUUAUAUCCUCAGAUUGUGAUUACAUUGGAAACAGCGAGAAGAUUCAAGUGCAAAAAUUUGUUGACUGAUGAUGAGUCUGAGCCACUAGAAGAUGUUGUUGCUACAACCGAGGUCUACCGUGUUCCACUUCAUCAAUGUAAAAUAGUGUCGGAAAAUAGAUUCCAUUUGUAUGAUAUGGUUGAUGUAUUUGUCAAUGAUGGAUGGUGGUUUGGGUUUAUCAAUGGGAAAACUGGAGAAGAAAUCAAGUGCAAAAAUUUGUUGACUGAUGAUGAGUCUGAGCCACUAGAAGAUGUUGUUGCUACAAUCGAGGUCUACCCUAUUCCACUUCAUCAAUGUAAAAUAGUGUCAGAAAAUAGAUUCCGUUUGUAUGAUAUGGUUGAUGUAUUUUUCAACGAUGGAUGGUGGUUUGGGUUUAUCAAUGGGAAAACUGGAGAAGAGUACUAUGUCUACUUCUCAACAACUGCGGAUAACAUUACCUAUUCUUCUGAUGUGUUAAGAUUUCAUCAAGAAUUGUCUAACAAGGAAAAUAAGGCAAGCUUUUAA
Molecule: messenger RNA, 750 nt
Organism: Solanum dulcamara
Lineage: Eukaryota; Viridiplantae; Streptophyta; Magnoliopsida; Solanales; Solanaceae
Product: protein AGENET DOMAIN (AGD)-CONTAINING P1-like
Exons: 4
Coding region: 1-750 (249 amino acids)
Source: RefSeq, a predicted model, not a curated record